Molecule: messenger RNA, 1778 nt
Organism: Penicillium subrubescens
Lineage: Eukaryota; Fungi; Ascomycota; Eurotiomycetes; Eurotiales; Aspergillaceae
Product: flavin-containing monooxygenase
Exons: 7
Coding region: 45-1733 (562 amino acids)
Molecular function (GO): NADP binding; flavin adenine dinucleotide binding; N,N-dimethylaniline monooxygenase activity
Source: RefSeq, a predicted model, not a curated record
CUCCCAUUUCUACGUUCUCGCCUGUCACCUGUAUGAUUUAGAUCAUGACUUUGACAGAUAUCGUGCCGAGUGCUUUCGUUCCUAAGCCUCUGACAGUAGUUGUGGUUGGUGCAGGUGUUUCGGGCAUUCAGUUUGCUCAUAAUGUGACGACGUCAUUGGAUGAUGUUGAUCUUCAAAUUUUUGACCGAAAUCCCUGUCUCGGGGGAACUUGGUAUCUCAAUAACUAUCCAGGCUGUACGUGCGAUGUGCCAUCCCACACAUAUCAGUUCAGUUGGGCACCAAACCCCAUGUGGUCCUCUCUAUAUCCUCCAGCGCGUGAAAUUCACCAAUACCUGGAAGGUGUAGCAGACAAAUAUGAUCUUCGACGGUUCAUGACAUUCAACACUGAGUGCGUGUCUGCCACGUGGGACGAGAAUUCUUCAAAGUGGGAGAUUACCACUCGAGAUGUUCACGCAGACUACGAAAAGACAAUAUGGGCUGAUGUAUUUGUCUAUGCCGUCGGUCGGCUCAAUAACUACAAAAUUCCUCAAAUUCCCGGGCAAGAAAAAUUCCAUGGAAAGCAAGUUCACACAGCGAACUGGCCCACCCAAAUGAACGUUAAAGGGAAGCGUGUAGUAGUUAUUGGCAAUGGCGCUAGUAGCGUUCAAUGUACAGCAGCAUUGCAGCCAGUGGUUUCGAAGAUCAUCAAUAUUGCCCGAGGACCGACUUGGAUCGUGCCACAUGUUUUCUCCGACGACGGUGCUGUUCAGAGGCUUUAUUCAUCCGAGCAAAAGAUGUCUCUCCAGACUAGUCGCUCUAAAUAUUAUGAAUUCCGAGUCGGUUUAGAGAAAAAGCUGGCCGCUGGCUUUGCAGGGCUGUGGAAAGGCACUAGGUCUCAAGCUCAAUUCAGUUCAUUGUCAGAGUCGUUCAUGAGAUCAAAAAUUACAGACAAAAAACUGCUGGACGCUCUUUUACCAAAUUUUGACGCAGGCUGUCGUCGCUUUACUCCGGGUGGUCAUUAUCUGGACGCACUGCAACAGCCGAAUGCAGAGUAUUUGAGGGAUUCAAUCGCUGAACUGACAGAUGAGGGCCUUACCACGUCAUCUGGAAGGAGGAUUGAGUGUGAUAUUAUCGUCUAUGCAACAGGUUUUGAACCGUAUCUACCUCGGUUCCCUGUUACUGGCCGUGCAGGAAAAUCUCUAUCGAAAGCUUGGGACCGAGAGGGACCAUGCGAAAGUUAUAUGGCCGCGAUGGUUGCAGGCUUUCCGAAUUUCUUCGUCUUCAAUCCUCCGAUUUGCCCGGUAAACGGGUCAGCAAUACCUGGCAUUGAGCGAGCGGGGAGCUACAUGACUCGAAUUCUGUCACGACUUCAGAAAGACAGAUUGCGUUCAGUCUGUAUCAAAGAUCAGGCUCAGCAGGAGUUUAAUCAGUGGGUUCAGUCUAGAAUGUCCCAUAUGGUAUGGUCAGGGCCCUGCAAUUCAUGGUACAAGAAUGACAAUGGGAAGAUCAUCGUUCCAUGGCCUGGUACAGUACUUCAUUACUACGCAGCAACAGAGAUUAUUCGCUGGGAAGACUUCGAUUUGGAGUACGAAAAUCCCGCUGAGAGAUAUGCGAGCUUUGGGAACGGGGUGACAGCAGAUGGAUUCGUGCCCAAUCAAUUUCCCUGGCUUAUUCCACCCAUUCAGCAACAACCCUCUGAAUUUCACCAGUGGGACUCGCCUUCAAGGCCUUUUGAGUUUCAGGGCAGGAUUUGAAAGACAGGAUGAGUUGUUUUCCCAUGGCAAGAUCAACUUCAUGGA